This is a messenger RNA of Quercus robur (English oak), 2648 nucleotides long. RefSeq names its product subtilisin-like protease SBT1.7. Gene Ontology annotation, biological process: proteolysis. Gene Ontology annotation, molecular function: serine-type endopeptidase activity. Bases 104 to 2413 code for a protein of 769 amino acids. Lineage: Eukaryota; Viridiplantae; Streptophyta; Magnoliopsida; Fagales; Fagaceae. The record is from RefSeq and is a predicted model, not a curated record. The transcript has a single exon.
CAGACAGAAGCAUUUACGCCAUAACCACUUCCAUUUUACAUUUCAGAAAAAAAUCUAAACUCGCUUCUCAGUCUCACAAAGACACCGCGAGAAGACGAAGAUUAUGGCUUUCGGGCUUCUACAGAUGGUUUUAAUUCUAUUUCUAAUGUUUUCCUACACAUACGCAGUAGCAGAAGAGCAAAACCAGCAAUCAAAGCAGACUUACAUAAUUCGCAUGGACAAGACCAACAUGCCGUCAAGUUUCAAUGACCACUCUCAGUGGUAUGCCGCAUCUUUAGAGUCAGUAUCAGACUCAGCAGACAUGCUUUACACCUAUGACACCAUAAUCCACGGCUUCUCCACACAGCUAACAGCUGAAGAAGCUGAGUCACUUGAAAAGCAACCAGGAAUUCUGGCUGUCCUACCUGAAGAGAGAUACGAGCUUCAUACAACUCGGUCGCCAAAAUUUCUUGGAUUAGACAAAGCUGAUGAUACUCUCUUCCCCACAGUCGAGCAAGCGAGCGAGGUGAUUAUUGGAGUAUUAGACACAGGUGUAUGGCCCGAGUUAAAGAGCUUUGAUGACACGGGACUAGGUCCCGUACCAAGUGGCUGGAAAGGUGAAUGUGAGGUUGGCGAUAACUUCAAUUCAUCAAGCUGUAACCGCAAACUUAUUGGUGCAAGGUCUUUCUCAAAAGGGUAUGAAGCAAGAAACACAGAUAUUAAUACACAGAAGGAAUCGAAAUCACCUAGAGAUGAUGAUGGCCAUGGAACUCACACCUCAACCACAGCAGCUGGGUCAGCCGUAGAAGGAGCUAACCUCCUUAAUUAUGCUUUGGGGACAGCUCGUGGGAUGGCUCCACAUGCCCGAGUCGCCAUAUACAAGGUGUGCUGGCUUGGUGGAUGUUUCACUUCAGAUAUAGCAGCAGCGAUAGAGAAGGCUAUUGAGGAUGGAGUCCAUGUUAUAUCCAUGUCUAUUGGGGGAGGAAUAAACUCGUAUGACAAAGACAUCGUUGCCAUCGGAGCUUUCAAAGCAACAUCCCAUGGAAUCCUAGUAUCUUGCUCGGCAGGAAAUGGUGGACCAACUCCAGAAAGCCUAACCAACGUUGCGCCUUGGAUAACCACUGUUGGUGCCGGAACUCUGGACCGUGAUUUCCCCGUUGAAGUUAGCCUUGGAAAUGGGAAGAAUUACACUGGUGUAUCGCUCUAUAACGGGAAACAGUUAUCAGAUUCUCUAGUACCACUUGUUUAUGCUGGUAAUGUAAGCAACUCUUCAUAUGGUUCUCUGUGCUUGAAUGAGAGUCUAAAUUCAGGAAAAGUUGCUGGAAAAAUUGUAGUAUGUGAUCGAGGCUUAAAUUCUAGGACGCAAAAGGGUUUGGUAGUUAAAAAUGCUGGUGGUGUGGGGAUGAUAUUAGCUAACACAGAUUCUUAUGGUGAGGAGCUAGUUGCUGAUGCACAUCUGUUGCCAACAGCAGCUUUAGGACAAAACACCGCCGAUGCCAUUAAGGCCUAUAUCUCCUCGGAUAAUAAUCCCACAGCUACAAUUGGUCAUGCAGUCACAAAAUUAGGAGUUCAACCAUCACCAGUGGUUGCAGCAUUCAGUUCUAGAGGUCCAAAUCCGCUUACUCCAGGAAUACUCAAACCAGACCUUAUAGCACCAGGAGUCAAUAUCCUAGCUGGGUGGACAGGUGCAGUAGGACCAUCGGGGUUGGACGAUGACAAGAGGCAUGUGAGCUUCAAUAUCAUUUCCGGAACAUCCAUGUCGUGCCCUCAUAUUAGCGGGUUAGCAGCAUUCCUAAAGGCUGUUCACCAGGAUUGGAGCCCUGCAGCCAUUAGGUCUGCCCUCAUGACCACAGCUUAUACGGCAUACACAGAUGGGGAAACCAUAAAAGAUGUUGCUACUGGAAAAUCAUCAACACCGUUUGACUACGGUGCUGGACAUGUGAAUCCUUCGGCAGCUCUUGAUCCUGGUCUUGUAUAUGAUGUCACAGUUGAUGACUACCUAUACUUCCUAUGUGCCUUACACUACAGCCCAGCUGGUAUUAAGUCCAUCACAAACCUAAAUUUCACCUGUGAUUCAAGCAAAAAAUACAGCCUAGAAGAUUUUAAUUACCCAUCUUUUGCUGUUCCUCUAAACACAACUUCAGAUGAAAGGGGCGGCAACAGUGCACCUAGCAAAUCUGUUAAAUAUACUAGGACUCUGACUAACGUGGGCACUCCGGCAACAUAUAAGGUUUCUGUGUCAUCACAAGAUCCCUCAGUGAAGAUCUUGGUAGAGCCAGAAUCACUGACUUUUAGUGAACAGAAUGAGAAGAAGAGUUACACAGUUACUUUCAAUACCAUUUCUAUGCCAUCUGGUACAACCAGCUUUGCCCAUUUGAAAUGGUCGGAUGGGAAACACAUUGUUGGUAGCCCGAUUGCUUUCAGCUGGACAUAAUCACGAGCUCUGAAGUGGCAACAAAGUGUAGAUGGCAAGAUGCUCACCCUCCUUGUAUUAAGAUUUAGUUUGUCUUGUUGUUUUCCUUUUUCUUAUGUUCCACCCCCAGGCUUACUCCAGAUGCUGUUAAACCUAGGUAAGGAAAGAAUCUAGAGAAAAUAAUUGUACAGCAAACCUUGUAAGGGAUUGGGUUGUGAAUUUAAAAUUGAAUUACUAUGUUGUAACAUUUCUAGAA